Lycium ferocissimum is the source of this 910-nucleotide messenger RNA. Its product is annotated as 36.4 kDa proline-rich protein-like. Lineage: Eukaryota; Viridiplantae; Streptophyta; Magnoliopsida; Solanales; Solanaceae. Bases 1 to 726 code for a protein of 241 amino acids. The record is from RefSeq and is a predicted model, not a curated record. The transcript has 2 exons.
AUGGAGUCUUUUAAGAUAACUUCUCUCCUUUUCAUUUGCAUGCUUUUCCUUUCCUCUCUUACUCCCAUUCUUGGUUGUAACUUUUGUGGUAAACCUUCUCACAAGCCCAAAACUCCCUCUCCCAUUGUUAAGCCACCUAUUAAGUUGCCACCUAUUGGAGUUCCACCUGUCACAGUUCCACCAAUUGUAAAACCACCCAUUAACUUGCCACCUAUUGGAGUUCCACCUGUCACAAUUCCACCUAAGUUGCCACCUACUGGAGUUCCACCAAUCGUGAAACCACCAAUUGGAAUUCCACCAGUCACAAUUCCACCUAACUUGCCACCAAUUGGUCUUCCACCAGUUGUAAAACCACCAAUCAAGUUACCGCCAAUUGGAAUUCCACCGGGUGUAGUACCACCAAUUACUACACCAGUUACACCAUCACCUAAAGGAAACCCAUGUCCACCAUCACCAAGUACAAAAGCAACAUGCCCAAUUGACACAUUGAAACUUGGUGCAUGUGUGGAUCUUCUUGGUGGGCUUGUUCAUAUUGGAGUUGGUGACCCUGCUGUUAAUGAAUGUUGUCCAAUUCUUAAGGGACUUGUUGAACUUGAAGCUGCUGCUUGCCUUUGCACAACACUUAAAGUCAAACUACUUAACCUUAAAAUCUAUGUCCCUCUUGCUCUUCAACUCCUUGUUACUUGUGGGAAGAAUCCACCACCUGGCUACACUUGCUCCGUCUAGAUUUAAGUUCCAAGCUAUGAUUUGAAGAAUUGCAUGGAUCGACAUGAGAGGAUGUCGAAUUUAUGAUUUAUUUAAUUUCUCUCCCUCCAAACUGUAUUUUAGUUUGUGUAUUGCUACUAUUGUUUACUUUUGGCAUUACUGAAUUGCAAUUCAUUAAUGAAAUUAUUUCAGUGUAUUGUUUCAA